Molecule: messenger RNA, 1095 nt
Organism: Ornithorhynchus anatinus (platypus)
Lineage: Eukaryota; Metazoa; Chordata; Mammalia; Monotremata; Ornithorhynchidae
Gene: PSMG1
Product: proteasome assembly chaperone 1
Exons: 7
Coding region: 42-938 (298 amino acids)
Biological process (GO): proteasome core complex assembly
Cellular component (GO): endoplasmic reticulum
Molecular function (GO): proteasome binding
Source: RefSeq, a predicted model, not a curated record
GCGCAGGCGCGGAGGCGGCUGAGGGGGGGAAGGCGUCGGCCAUGGCGGCCACCUUCUUCGGCGAGGUGGUGGAGGUGCCGUCCCGCGCCGGGCUGGAGGAGGAGGAGGAGGAGGAGGGAGAAGAAGAACCGGCCACCAACUCCUCCUGGCAGGAGGAGGCCGCCGAGGACGUGGAGAUCCGCCGCGGCCUCCACACGAAGAGAGAGGUCGAGGUCUUUUGGGAUCUAAAGCCAGCCACUGUUUCAGAAGGCCCCGAUUUAAAACAGUUUCCAUGCUCUCAAUUUAUACUGGCUGUAGGACAGAGUCCUGUAGCGUUCCUGUCCUCAUUUGUUUUGAAUUCGGAAACCUGGAAGGUAGCUGGUUCAGUUAAGCUGUGGAAUGAAUGGUGUAAGACAACAAAUUCAACUAACCCUUCCCCCACCGACUCCUUUUGCAAAUUAUACUGCCUAAAGUCAGAUCCCACAGUUUUCCUCUGCCAGUGCAAUUGCUAUGUUGCUGAGGAUCAACAGUACCAGUGGCUCGAGAAGGUUUUAGGUUCUCUGCAGAAGAAGGAUUUGCAAGUAACUAUCCUCACAACUCGCCAUGUAACUGACUACAAAACUCCAGAAUCCACUCUCAACCUUCCUUCUCCUUUCCUGAAAGCCCUAAAGACAAAAACAUUCAACGGACCUGUCUGUUGCCCAUUGUUAGAGCAGCCAAACAUUGUACAUGGUCUCCCUGCCGCAGUCCUGAGUUACUGUCAAGUAUGGCAGAUUCCUGCAGUUCUGUACCAGUGUUAUAGUGACGUUAUGAAGUUAGAUCCUGUCACAGUUGAAGCUUUCAAGCCCGUGCUGUCUUCCAGAAGCUUGAAAAGCUUAGCCGAGAAUAUCUCUAAAAGCACAGAAAUGCUGAAGAAAUUGAUGACCACCAACGAAAUUCAGAAUAACAUCUAUACAUGAUCCAGGUAUACAGUGUUUACGGGCGAUGUCUGCCAAGCACCCACCCACUCAAGCGGGACAGUUUGCACUUUUGAAAAAUGGAUUUUUGUUGAAAAUAGUUGUAACUACUCUACUUGGUGAGAGAAAGCAGAAUAAAUGCUAAGUGAUUUUUUUUAAA